Oldenlandia corymbosa var. corymbosa is the source of this 312-nucleotide messenger RNA. Lineage: Eukaryota; Viridiplantae; Streptophyta; Magnoliopsida; Gentianales; Rubiaceae. The record is from the annotation of a GenBank genome assembly.
AUGAGCAUCGGAGGGUGGAGUAAUUCACGCUGUUCAAGCGUCCGGUUAGGCGGCAGGCAAGCGAAUUUGAAUGCGGAGUAUGAGAACAAGCCCAAAUGGCUUAAGUUUUGGAGAAAGAUCAGAAGGAAGAAGAAGAAGAGUGGUGGUAAUAAAUCUUCAUCUGCAACUCCUUAUGACCCUGAAUCUUAUAUGCAGAAUUUCGAUGAAGGGUCAGGGCAGAUGGAUGGACCGGAUUAUCUGUUCAGAUCCUUCUCAGCUAGAUAUGCUGAUCCAUCAAGAUCGUUGAGGUUUAAACAGUUCAUGGAUUCGUAG